Molecule: messenger RNA, 1601 nt
Organism: Musca vetustissima
Lineage: Eukaryota; Metazoa; Arthropoda; Insecta; Diptera; Muscidae
Gene: capt
Product: adenylyl cyclase-associated protein 1
Exons: 5
Coding region: 230-1519 (429 amino acids)
Biological process (GO): regulation of adenylate cyclase activity; cell morphogenesis; cytoskeleton organization
Cellular component (GO): cytoplasm
Molecular function (GO): adenylate cyclase binding; actin binding
Source: RefSeq, a predicted model, not a curated record
CAAUUCCAGUGUAGAUUUACAAACGGAAAAACUAAAUCAGCGGAUUGGACGCAUCGAAGAAUCGUUGAGUCGCAUUAACGAACGUCACAGCCUUAGCAGUAAUAGUGAUAGUCAACAACAACAACAAGAGGACCAGGACCAGGAGCGCAACGGUAGCCUUGAAAAUAUACCCACGGUAUUAGACGAUUUCUCAUCUCUGCCACCACCACCGCCGCCACUAGAACUCAGCAUGAGUGUUUUGGGUUAUCAGGAUAUUAUCAAUGGACCAUUGAGCCAAUAUUUGGCAUUGUCAGCCAAAAUUGGCGGCGAUGUUGCCAAGCAUGCUGAUUUUGUUAAAAAGGCUUUUGAUGCCCAAUUGCAAUAUGUCACCUUGGCCACACAAUGCUCCAAGCCCGAUCAAAACAAACAAAUGGAAUUGUUGAAACCAACAUCAGAUCAAAUUACAGCUAUUCAGGAUUUCCGUGAAAAGAAUCGUGCCUCACCAUUCUUCAAUCAUUUGUCAGCCAUUAGUGAAAGUAUCCCGGCUUUGGGUUGGGUUUGUGUGUCUCCCACACCCGGUCCCCAUGUCAAGGAAAUGAACGAUGCCGGUCAAUUCUAUACCAAUCGUGUAUUGAAAGAAUGGAAGGAAAAGGAUGCCACACAUGUUGAAUGGGCUCGUGCUUGGGUUCAAACUCUAACAGAAUUGCAACAAUAUAUUAAACAAAAUCAUACUACUGGUUUAGUAUGGUCUGGCAAGGGUGCCGCACCUGCAUCGGGUGCUGUUCCACCACCACCACCCAUGGGUGGUUGUCCUCCCCCACCACCUCCACCAACAUUUGACAUGUCCAAUAUGUCAUUGGAGGGUGGUUCGGCAGAUGAACGUAGCGCCUUGUUUGCGGAAAUCAAUCAAGGAGAGAAUAUCACCAAAAAUUUGAAAAAGGUCACUGCUGAUAUGCAGACACACAAAAAUCCCACUCUACGCACCGGGCCAGCACCCUUCAAAGCACCCACAACUCAAUUAGGUUCGGUUUCUUCUAAGGGCCCCGUCGUUGAGGUGGCCAAACCUCCAGUAUUCACCCGUGAUGGCAAGAAAUGGUUGAUUGAAUAUCAAAAGAACAAUCCCAAUUUAAUUGUUGAGAACGCUGAAAUGAACAAUGUUGUCUAUGUGUUCAGAUCGGAAGGUUCCACAUUGACCGUUAAGGGCAAAGUAAACAAUAUUGUCUUUGAUUCCUGCAAAAAAUGUUCUCUACUCUUUGAUUCGGUUGUGGCCUCCGUGGAGUUUGUCAACUGUCAAUCGGUACAGAUGCAGGUGUUGGGUAAUGUGCCUACAAUUUCGAUUGAUAAAACCGAUGGAUGUCAAAUGUAUUUGUCCAAGGAUUCAUUGGGCGUUGAAAUUGUUAGCUCUAAAUCUUCCGAAAUGAAUGUUAUGUUGCCUGUCGAUGAUAAUGGAGAUUAUACGGAAUUGCCUUUGCCUGAACAGUUUAAGACCACCAUUAGUGGCAAGACCUUGAAGACUGUUUGUGUUGAUAGCCUUGGUUAAACAAUCCACGCAUCUGUCAUUUGCCAGUUAUGCAUCUAUUGCACAUGUGCACCACCACCAUGCCCCAAGAAAACAAAAACAA